AUUGCCUGUUUUGAGUUUUUUGACUAUAGUCUGAUUUACUUUUGCAUGCAUGGUGAAUCAAUUAAAUUGCAGAACAUUCAAACAGCCAGCUUGAACAAAUCUGUUUUGUUGAUUGGGAAAACAUGAUGUCUGUAGGCAAAUCUUUUGCUGUAGGAUCAAGAAGUGGGUAUUGAAAUGAAGAAGCAAAACGCUUAGUGAUAUUUGUGUAAUGGAAUCCGUUCAGGCAAUUCUGUUGUUGAGAAUGGAAGAAGAUAGCUAUUGGGAAGUGCUUCAAGAUAUUGUUUUUGGGUCUUACUUUCGGCAUGUGGUCGCAAUUGUGUUUCACCUGAUCUUUAUCGUCUCUCUCAUCCUUAGCCUUUGCUGGAGAAGGUACAUUUUAUUCUCUGUUUCAAAACCUGAUUUUUCUAAGAACCUGCAAUUUGGGGUUACACACAAAGUGGCCCUGGCUGGUUGUGUUUCUCUAUCAGUUUUGUACACCAUACUAGGCACAUGGAGCCCUCUGUCUUGGUGGCUUGGGGAAAAGCCUAAAGAUUUUGCAGCCGAGGAAGAGUAUAUUGUACAGGCCAUAUCUUGGGCUAUAAUCUCAGCUUAUGCAUAUCACUCCGUCUCUAAAGAAAGUAAAGAGAAGAUCCCACUUUUACUAAGGAUGUGGUGGAGCUUGUCAUUGAUUUUAUAUGUGUUCUUCUUCUUCCUCAAUAUUAAAGAGUUCAAGGUAAGAAAAGGAACUGUUCUCAGUGUAAUGGUGGAAGUUCUGGGUCUUGUAUUUUCAAUAUUUUUGUUUUAUGUCAGUUGUUGUGACAGAAAUCUUGAAGGUUCCUUUGAUCAAACCAUUCAAGAGAUUCAAGAGCCUCUCUUGAAUGAUAUUCCAGCAAAACAUGUAGACUGCAGGCCAAAAGUUACUCCUUAUGCAACAGCAAACUUUUUCAGCCGGCUGACAUUUUCUUGGAUUAAUCCUUUGCUUGCUGUUGGCCAUAAGAAGGCUUUGGGCAUUGAUGAUGUUCCCCAAGUUGCAGAUGUCACAAGGGCUGCCGGAAUAUAUCAUAACUUCAGCAAUCAGCUAGAGGCCGAAGGUCACAGGCAAUCCAUAGCAAGAGUAACAUAUCUUUUUGUUAAAAAGGAUUUGCUUUUUACAGCAUUUCUGAAGGCACUGAAUAGCAUUUCAUUAUAUGUGGGUCCAUAUUUUAUAGAUAGCUUUGUUCAAUGUCUUGCUGGACAGAAACUAUUUGCGAGUGAGGGCAUUGUUCUAGUUUGUGCAUUUCUUCUUGCACAGCUUGUGGCAUCUUUGACAGACCGUUAUUCUCUUUUUGUAACAAACCACAUGAGCAUACGCAUUAGGGCAGCCCUUACAGCCACUAUAUACAGGAAGGGUCUGAUGCUUUCCAGUCAAUCAAGACAUAAGCAUAUGAGUGGUGAAAUAAUUAAUUACAUGAGUGUUGAUGCUCAGCGUAUUGGGGUUUUCUGUUGGUAUGUGCAUGACAUUUGGAUGGUACCUUUUGAAGUUGUUUUGUCCAUGAUUAUUCUAUAUCAGAGUUUGGGAUUGGCAUCACUUGCAGCAUUGGCUGCCACAGUGGUAGUUAUGAUAGCAAAUUUCCCUCUAGGAAAAAUCCAAAAGAAAAAUAACAAGAAGAUCAUGGAAGCAAAAGAUGAAAGAAUGAAGGCUACAUCAGAGACGUUAAGAAAUAUGAAAAUCUUAAAAUUGCAGGCGUGGGAGACCAAAUUUCUACAGAGGCUACAAAGUUUAAGGAAGGAAGAAUGCAAUUGGCUGAAAAAAUUUGUCUACACAGCAGCUGUGACAAGUUUUACAUUUUAUGCAGCACCAACAGUUGUAUCUGUGGUCACUUUUGGUACUUGUGUGUUGAUGGAAGUGCCUUUAACAGCAGGUCGAAUUCUAUCUGCACUUGCAACUUUCAGGAUGCUGGCGGGUCCAAUAUACGCUCUUCCUGACUUAAUCAAUGUGAUUGCUCAAACAAAAGUGUCAUUAGAGCGCGUUACUUCUUUUCUGCAGCAGGAAGAGGUGCAACAAGAUGCUGUAGAAAAGGUGUCGAAAGAAACAACUGACAUGGCAAUCGAGAUCAAGGAAGGGGUAUUCUCUUGGGAUCCUUCUUCUUCUUCUCCAACCAUAAGAGGCUUAAAUGUCAAGAUAGAAAGAGGCAUGAGAGUCGCUGUUUGUGGAACUGUUGGGUCUGGAAAAUCAAGUCUCCUAUCAUGCAUGCUGGGGGAAAUACCUAAAAUUUCUGGUACUCUCAGGAUAAGUGGUACCAAGGCAUAUGUUCCCCAGUCUCCAUGGAUACAAAGUGGAAAAGUUGAAGAUAAUAUUUUAUUUGGAAGGGAAAAAGACAAAACUAUGUAUGAGAUUGUGCUGCAGGCUUGCGCAUUGGAGAAAGAUCUGGAAUUGUUGCCGAAUGGGGACCAAACACAAAUUGGAGAAAGAGGAAUAAAUCUGAGUGGUGGGCAAAAACAAAGGAUGCAGAUUGCACGGGCUUUAUAUCAAGAUGCAGAUAUCUAUCUUUUUGAUGACCCAUUUAGUGCCGUUGAUGCACAUACUGGGACACAUAUUUUCCAACAAUGUCUACUUGGUAUUCUGGGUUCAAAAACUGUAGUCUAUGUAACUCACCAAAUGGAGUUUUUAUUUGCAGCUGAUCUCAUUCUGGUAAUGAGAGAUGGUGAGAUUACUCAAUCUGGAAAGUAUGAUGAUAUUUUAAAGUCAAGCUCAGAUUUUGAGGAUCUAGUUGGUGCACAUCAGAAAGCAAUGAAAUCCAUUGAUGCUAUGGAGAAAUCUGAGACCCUGUCAUCAAAUGCAUUUGUUGAAGAAUUUUCAUCUGACAAUACAGCUAGUGAGAAAAAUGUAAACCAUAAACAGCUCCAGAAGCAGGGUAUUGCGCAGAACACACAAGAGCUAGAGGAAGAGAACGAAUCAGAAAAUCACAAGUCAAAAGAAAAAGAAGAACAACGUUUACAGCUUGUGCAAGAAGAAGAAAGAGAGAGUGGCAGGGUAAGUGGGUGGGUGUACUGGUCUUAUAUCACUGCUGCAUACAGUGGUGCUUUAGUGCCUAUCAUCUUAUUGGCACAAAUAUCAUUUCACAUAUUUCAAAUAAGUAGCAAUUAUUGGAUGGCAUGGGCAACACCUACAACAAAAGAUCAGACGUCCCUUGUUAGCUACUACCGCCUAAUUGUGGUUUACAUUUCUUUAGCAAUAGCAAGUGCCUUGUGCAUUCUUGUGAGGUCCAGUGUUACUUCCCUAGCUGGAUUAAAAAGUGCCAAUCGUCUUUUCAAUAAUAUGCACAGGUGCAUGUUUCAUGCACCAAUGUCCUUCUUUGAUGCAACUCCGACUGGGCGUAUCUUGAAUCGGGCAUCAACCGAUCAGACUUUAGUGGACCAGCUCAUUCCUUUUCAACUAGGAGCUUUAACUUUUUCAGUUCUGCAGCUUUUGGGGAUUAUAGUAGUCAUUUCUCAAGUUGUAUGGCAGAGUUUUAUUAUGUUUCUGCCUGUGCUUGCAAUUUGUAUAUGGUAUCAGCAAUAUUACAUAGUGACUUCUAGGGAACUCUCUCGGUUGAUUGGAAUUUGUAAAGCUCCAAUCAUACAACAUUUUGCAGAAUCAAUCUCUGGAGUAUCCACGAUCAGAAGUUUUGACCAGGAGUCUCGAUUUAUGAAUACAAAUCUUGAAAUGAUUGAUGGAUAUUCCAGACCCAGCUUCCAUUUCAGUGGGGCUGCAGAGUGGCUUGGCUUUCGGCUUGAUCUUUUGUCAAAUCUUAUGUUUGGAUUCUCUAUGGUGUUACUAUUUUGGUUGCCAGAGGGUUUAAUUAAUCCAAGCAUCGCAGGGUUGGCAAUAACAUAUGGUUUCAAUCUGAAUUCGACACAAUCCUGGGUGAUAUGGAAUUUUUGUGAAAUGGAGAACAAAAUGAUUUCUGUAGAGAGAAUCUUCCAGUAUUCAUCAAUGCCUAGUGAGGCUCCACUGGUUAUAGAGAAGUCUAGACCAAGCUCUGACUGGCCAUCCAGAGGAACAAUAAGUAUAAUUGAUCUACAGGUGAAUUAUGCACCACAGCUUCCACUUGUAUUAAAAGGACUUACAUGCACUUUCCCUGGAGGGAAGAAGGUGGGAAUUGUAGGACGGACAGGCAGUGGAAAAUCUACUCUUAUUCAAUCACUAUUUCGAAUCGUAGAGCCAGCACAAGGCAGAAUAGUCAUCGAUGGAAUUGACAUUUCAACAAUAGGUUUGCAUGAUCUGAGAUCCAAACUAAGCGUUAUUCCACAAGAACCAACAAUGUUUGAGGGUACCAUAAGGACUAAUCUAGAUCCUUUGGGUGACUAUUCAGAUGCACAGAUUUGGGAGGCUUUGGAAAAGUGCCAGCUUGGAGAAGUUGUCAGAGAAAAACCAGGAAAGCUUGAUUCUCUUGUAAAUGAAAAUGGAGAGAAUUGGAGUGUGGGGCAAAGGCAGCUUGUCUGCCUGGGAAGAGUACUACUCAAACGAAGCCGCAUACUGGUCCUUGAUGAAGCAACAGCGUCAGUGGACACCGCAACCGAUUGGAUUAUUCAGCAAACCAUUAACAACCAGUUUUCUGGGUGCACCGUCAUCACCAUAGCACAUCGAAUUCCAUCUGUCUGUGACAGUGAUUUGGUUCUAGUAUUGAGUGAUGGAAAAAUUGCUGAAUAUGACACUCCGACAAAACUACUUGAAGACAAAUCUUCACAAUUUGCAAGGCUUGUUUCAGAGUACUCCCUCAGAUCACCUAAUCUGUAAGGAAGCAUUCAUCUCUGAUCGAUCAGAUGCAGAGCAAUCAAGUUUUCUUGCUUUGAGACCAUGUGUUACAAUCCACAUGUGCUUCUAAAUAGGAUGAGCACUUUGAUCUAAACCCUAGAAUCCCCAACUAAAAUACAUGGAGAUGACCAUGGUAGAAGAAACUCUCUUGAAAUAAUUCGAUAGGCAGCGCUCAAUAUGUUCUUGAUAUAUUCAUAUUCUUUGAAAUAAAUUUUCAGAUUAAGAUGUUGAGCCUGUUCUUACCAGCCAAACUCAGAGAUAUAGAACAAGCCAACCAAAACAAUGUGUGUUUUAAGGUGGGCUAAACUUCACUUUUUUAAUGAUUUCUGCAUCUUGUGAGUUCAGUACUGUGAAGGCAAGUUUAGUUCAUUCAGGAGGCAAAUGUUUGAAUCCAACUGUGGCACUUGCAGAACGAACAGGAUAUGCACCAUAGUCCAUACAAGCAUCCUAUCCCCUUUUUUCUACUUUUUAUGUUAGCCUUUCUUAAAGUUCUUUUGAUAUAGGGAAAACAUAUAUAU
This is a messenger RNA of Cryptomeria japonica (Japanese cedar), 5274 nucleotides long. RefSeq names its product putative ABC transporter C family member 15. The record is from RefSeq and is a predicted model, not a curated record. Gene Ontology annotation, biological process: transmembrane transport. Bases 209 to 4738 code for a protein of 1509 amino acids. Gene Ontology annotation, molecular function: ATP hydrolysis activity; ABC-type transporter activity; ATP binding. The transcript is spliced from 10 exons. NCBI's taxonomy places the organism in Eukaryota, Viridiplantae, Streptophyta, Pinopsida, Cupressales, Cupressaceae. Gene Ontology annotation, cellular component: vacuolar membrane; plant-type vacuole.